GCUGUGUCUGUGUGAGAACUGUAGGCAGUGCUGUCGGGCUCUGCGGAGCGCGAGCUGACUCGCGGCUGAUGCUGCUGUUGCUGUGAAGCGCAGGGAUGCGAGGCACGCGCCGUAUACGCAAAGAGAGAAGAGACAGACAGGUCUCCUGACAACGUUAAAAAAAACAGGACACCUCCUCUCUGACCUGAUUCACCGCCUGUUUAGAAGAGGAGGCGAGUAGCUGGUACUAUGUGGCCGCGUUGUGGGUGCGCGCUUGCGGCUCUGAGCGCGCGACGAUGUAAAGAGGCAGCGCGCGCGGAUUCUGCGGCAACUGUGAUAUGGAAUAACUGGGACUGUGAAACUAAGCGGGGCAUGAAAAACCACACUGACCACUGAUCAAAUAAUCAACCAGACAAUCAUUUGAAGACGUAGGCUAUUCAUUGUGUGCGUCUCCAGGCGUUCCGUUCUUCGAUCGAUUUCCACAGUGGAAGAGACAGAGCAUUUGAAUGCGAAUUCACACUCAAGGGGUGCUCACGGUGCAAGUGAUUUCGUACUUUCUGCAUUGCUCAGUUCAAGCUUCUAGAAAGCCCUUACAGUCAGUCUGUGAGUGAGGCCUGAGUCAGGAGUGAAUCAGCACUGCUUUUGAUUGACGGACAGCUUGGUGGGAAACAAGGCCUCAGGAGAGCGAGAGUCAGAUAACAGUAGUGAAAGCAUCGCCACGGCAAUAUCAUCUUUCAGUCUUCACUGCCACUCGUCUUUCACAACAUGGCCUCUGCAGUAGCACCAUUCUCCUCUGUCACUAUCUCUUUGGGGAUGUAGAAAGACACAGGAUACACAGACACAUUCCUGCAUGCUGCUACAGAGGAAAGCUUGGGAAGUGUCUUCAGACUUUAAGGUCCCUAACAGAUGGACAAACUGUACUGUCAUCAUUACAACUACUGUUACCUGGUAUGGGAAUCGUUUUAAUGUUUCAAAGGGACUCGUAGGACAAUAGAAGUUAUAGGAAGGUGCUGUCUCUGAUUUUAUAUGUUCCUGUGUAACAUCGAAGGCCAAUGCGUGUGGCUCGAGAGCCCAUCAUGGCCAAACCGCUGCUGAAGAUCCAUCGCUAUUUCCGGCGUAAACCGGUACGCUUUUUCUCUUUUAUCCUCCUCUACCUCACUGCUGGCAGUCUUGUUUUCCUCCACUCCGGAUUCUCCAGCAACACUUCCACCACUGGAGCUUCUGGAAGCGGCCGUGACCCACUUAUAUCUGAAGGUGGGGCCAGCACAGGUGGUGGGAGCUCUACCGCUGAGGGUCUCGGGCUCCUAAGAAGGGUAUUUAAGGAGACACGGAGAGCCCCCCGGAGAUUUAGACCCCCGUGGAGGAAGGAAAAUGGGGCACAGCAUGUACCGGAGUGGGCCGGAAGAGGAGUCGAACAUACUAGCAGCUGGAGCCAUGGAGCCAAAGGAAAAACCACCAAGGAGAUGGAUAACGGGAGAGGUAGGAACAGUUCCAUUACCAUUUCACCGGGAUUUAACAUCUGA
Carassius auratus (goldfish) is the source of this 1502-nucleotide messenger RNA. Its product is annotated as WSC domain-containing protein 2-like. The record is from RefSeq and is a predicted model, not a curated record. Bases 1032 to 1502 code for a protein of 156 amino acids. The transcript is spliced from 2 exons. Lineage: Eukaryota; Metazoa; Chordata; Actinopteri; Cypriniformes; Cyprinidae.